AUGUUCUCUUCAUCCUCUUCGUCAUCCUCCAACAAUAGGCGUUUACCUCUGGCCAUCCUAUUCCACACACCACCUAAUCCUCUCAUCCAACAACAACUUCCUCCAACACUUUCUCCCAAUGUUUCGUCUAAUUCUUCCAUUCGAAUAAACUCACCUCUAACAUCCAGCAGUCUAUCAAGUACCACUACCAAUAUCAUGAGCAAUAUUAGUAGUAGUACCAACAGUUCCAUUCAUACUUCAACUCCUUCAUUUUCUUCAUCAUCUUCUUUUACUCCAAGUUUAAAUUCGCUUAGUUUCUCCUCAUCUAAUCCGAAUCCGUUGAAACCAAGAAGUAGAAGUAAUAGUAAUUCAAGUUCUGUUAGUAAUGGUGGUUUACAUGAGUUUGUUUCGUCUCCGACUGCAGAAGAAGUCGAAAUUGAAAAUGAUGAAGAAAAACGAAAGAGGACGAAAUCAAUGGCAAGUUUGGCGAAACAAUUAAAAAAGAUUUCGAAUCAGCCAGGUGAAACAAUUAAUCAACCAAUUUCAUCAGAAAGUUCUGUCAUUGCAAAUACGCCACAGAAAGUUGAGAAAGUAGAAGAAACUCCAUCCGAAACUAUUGUUGUUGGACUAAAGAGAAGAGUUAGUUCAUUUCUAUUUAGGAAAUCUUUAAAUCAAGAAACAUUAAGUGCUAAUGGAGGAAGUUUUCGUAUUCCAGCUGCUUCAUCACCUUCUAGAAAAUCAUUGAAUGUAAUUUCUAAUACGAAUCCAAACGAAUCCAACACAUAUACAUCAUCUUCUCCUCAAUUUGGCAAGGCCACAGUUUCUAACAACAAUCAAUCUAAUCCUAUUCAAAGAACUAAUUCAAAAACUAGAAGUUUCUUCACAUCUAAAAAGAAGAAACAUCAAUCAAUGGAACAUGAAGUUUCUUCUAAUGUUUCUAAUAAGAAAAAUAGACAUUCAUCUUCCAGUAAUGUAGCAGGAAUGUGUGAAUCACCAGAUACUGGUUCAUUAUUUUCAUUUGAUAUAGGAACAGUUGAUGCCACAACAAAUACUACUAGCAAUGAUAAUGUCAGUAGUACUGAUGCAGAUUGCAUUUCGAAUUUUGGUGGAAAUAAUCAAAAAAGUUUAGUUUUGGAAGAUUUGGAACAUGCCACUCCAGAGGAAAUGGGAAAUAUUGAUAGUAUGAGAGUGAAAUUUUUACAAUUCAUUUCGAAUGAAUUUGUGAGAAAUCCAAAUACGAAAGGUCUUCCAGAAAAUGACUUUCUCGUCAAGUUGUAUUUUAUGGAUUUUAUGUAUGAUGGUAUUAGUUUGAAAAUUUCUAGAAAAUUGACAAAUCUUUUAUCAAUUUUACAUCAAAUUGAUUCGCUUUGUAAAUUUUUAUUAACCAAAUUUGACAAACAUUCCCAAUUAUGGAGAGAAAUUAUUGAAGAUCAAGCAACAAGUUUAAAAUAUCCAUAUCUAGAAUGUAUUGUAACUGACACUAUUGAAAAUGAUGUUCAAAGAAUGAGCCAAUCUUACUGGUUGACUCAUCAAAGAUUAUGUAAAUUUUUAAAAGAAACCUAUGAAGUAUAUGUGAAGAAUAAUCAUAAACCAUUAGAACAACUAGACGAAAAUCAAUCUCAUUCAACCAAUUUGAAGAAACAAAUUCAGUUAUUGUGUGACAUGUUCUUUAUUGACUUGGAAGAUCAAUUUAUGCUUUUCCAAGCAAAGAAUUACAAGUACAUUAAGAAAUGGAUUGGUGAGGGUGUGAAAAAUAAGACAAUUCCAAAUCAAGUGAUUGAAAUUUAUAAGAGAGAUAGGGAGCAUAAUGAAAAGAUGCAAAACGAAUUCAAGAUUCAAGCCGAAGACUUUACAACUAAGCAUGUCAUUGAUAAGGAUUGGAAAUUUAUGAAAUAUUUCUCUAAUGAACUAUCUCACCAUUGGUUCCUUACUUAUAGUCAGCUCGGAAAAUUGGCUAAUUGGAAUAGUUUUGCAGAUUUUUCAUCAGACAAUUUGAAUUUGAGAAUUUCCAAAAUGAUUGGAUAUAUUGACCAACCAAUUGAGCAAGUUGCAAAAUCUUUCAAUUAUGACAAUCAUUUACAAUAUCAAUUUAAGAAUAUGAAAUGGUCGUCGUACAAUACCAUUGAUGAUUCUAAUUCACUGCUCAAAUAUCCAUCUGUUCUCAUGUCAGGUGUCUAUGAAUCAGGUUCUAUAUUCUCAUCUAGAAAUAUGCAAUUAGUAUUCUCAUCAAAAUCAUCGUUUGUAGGCGAAGAAUUAACCGAAAUGCAAACAAUAUUCAAAUCAUGUGAAACUGUAAAGGAGAAAUCUAAAAAGGACAUUAUCAAAAUCAAAAUGCCACUACUAGGAAUCAGAAUUUUACUGAAAAUUGAUGAAAAUAGAACUAGAGUUACAGAGCUGAGAUUUUCCAAUUUGGGUGGUUUCUUAAAUUCCAAAAUUGUAAUUUUUAACCCAAUCAGUACAAAGAAAUCUUGCUUGGAAACUUAUAAUUCGCUGCUGAGUGCCAUUGCAGCUCAUGAAGGAAAAGGCAUGCCCUCCUCACAAGAUAAUAAUCUAAUGAGAUUGUGGGUUGACUAUUGUAAUCAUUACGCUGGUAUUAAUGUUGUUGAAAAGUAUAAAUCAAUUCGAUAGUUUUUUGUUGU
Molecule: messenger RNA, 2618 nt
Organism: Naegleria gruberi
Lineage: Eukaryota; Heterolobosea; Eutetramitea; Acrasida; Naegleriidae
Exons: 1
Coding region: 1-2607 (868 amino acids)
Source: RefSeq, a predicted model, not a curated record